AUGUCGACAGAUACUAUCAACACGACCAUUACGAGUUCGUCGACGGGGCUAACCUUCGUUCCAGCCGGCGCCUGGGUUUCACUCGCAGCGCCGGGCGCUACCAACGGUCAGGCAAAGUUCGACACAGGGAAUGCUCAAGAUGGGUUAGCCAACUCGUACAUAUCAUACACGUUCUCCCAACCUGCCACCCGCUUCCAGUUCUGGGCCUACCAGCGUUCUGAUGGCGGUCUUUUUUCUAUCUGCUUCGAUUGCCCGGCAACGUCUACACUGGGCGACCGCAUCGAUGCACUCAACACUACGGCCGAUGGCAGUGACCCGCCUCGCCUGUUAUACUCCAAGGAUGAUCUGAGCUAUGCGUUUCAUAACGUCACCAUCUUGAAUCUGUUCGAUUCAAGAGCGACUAUUGGGGGACAACAUAAUGGCGGCUAUGGCCAGAUUAACAUGGACCGAUUCUUAUUGAUAACUCCCUCAACUCCCCCAAGCUCGAGCACAUCUGGAGAUGCUUCUAAUGUGACUUCACCUUCAUCGGUAGCGGAAGGAUCGACCAGCCCACCAUCUCCUCGUAGCAAUACGAGAGCCAUUGUCGGGGGUGUGAUCGGGGGUAUCAUAGGGCUGGCAAUCAUCGUGGCAUUAAUCUUGCUGUUCUUGCGGUUCCGAAGACGGAAUGAGAAGCCGGGGAUCUCACCGUACCCCAUGAGAUACGAAGCUGUCCCUCAGCCCAACUCGCCCAUGUUUGCUCUCGAACCAGCACACAGGAAUAGUGACAUGGUGCUUUCUCCCUGGUCGAGAGCAGCUUCCGCCGCGAAUGGUGGAGCUGCACGUGAACCUCCUCCGAAUAACACGGAGAGCACAGUGAUCCGGCCGCUGGCAGCCGUCGGUUACACGAGCCGCGGCCCUAAAAAAGGCGCUCGACCGUCAGCGGCACGACCUGUGACUCAAGCGUCCGAGCUUGUCCCCCCGUCCCUGUACCCGCCAACUUCUGAGUCCAGCUGGACAGCAAGCUCCGAUAACACCGUGGUUCCAAGACGGGAACGGGAUGCCGGAUUUCUGCAAGGAGACGCAGAGAAUGAGGCGAGUCUGCCGCCAGAUUAUACCACUACUACGGCACCCCGAGGACGAAGGUGA
Molecule: messenger RNA, 1125 nt
Organism: Dacryopinax primogenitus
Lineage: Eukaryota; Fungi; Basidiomycota; Dacrymycetes; Dacrymycetales; Dacrymycetaceae
Exons: 4
Coding region: 1-1125 (374 amino acids)
Source: RefSeq, a predicted model, not a curated record